Messenger RNA from Macrobrachium nipponense, 3674 nucleotides. RefSeq lists its product as uncharacterized. Gene Ontology annotation, biological process: proteolysis. Bases 167 to 1852 code for a protein of 561 amino acids. The record is from RefSeq and is a predicted model, not a curated record. The transcript is spliced from 10 exons. NCBI's taxonomy places the organism in Eukaryota, Metazoa, Arthropoda, Malacostraca, Decapoda, Palaemonidae. Gene Ontology annotation, molecular function: zinc ion binding; cysteine-type endopeptidase activity; nucleic acid binding.
CGGUGGUUAGUACCAUGGUCUAGAAUCCUGUCACCAGCCCGAGCGUCAAUGCAGCCAGCCCCAGGGACUUGGGUAGCACGACGGGAACGGGCAGGGCACAAACAGCCGACGACAAAAUUUCGGAUUUUUUUGCCAUCCAUUUCUGGCCCACCUUCGCUUUUAGAAGAUGUCGGUUACUGAAGACGUCACGAACAACAAAGGAGAGAGAACUGAAAGAGUUGCCAUGGCGAAAGAGCUGGAAAACGCCAUCAAGGAAGGCGUCGUCGAAGAAGUGCGAGAAGCAAACGGCACUUCUUACAACUGCACCGUCUGUCCUAAGCAACUCAAAACGAAAGACACCAUCAAGCACCAUCUUAAAUCUAACAAACACGUCAAAAAGCUACAAGAAAAGAAACAAAAAGAUGGCACUGAAACUACGGAUACGAACCAGGAUUCCCCAAGAGGCGAGAAGAUGCCUAAUCGUAGAACCAACGCUAACCAACGAAAGGGGGGUAAAAUUGAGCCGAAGCGGAAUGAAGUUAAGGAACACGAAGAAGUUGUUCCUGCCAUCCAUGAGCCUAAUGAAGAGAAAGAAGACAACACGGAUCUCGUCUCAAACGGGCUGGAGGAGAAUCAGGAUUUGCAGACGGAAAACGAAGUUAUCGCCAAUGUUCUGCUCGCCUUUUUCGUCUUGCUGUGGAGAAUUCUGAGGUUCCUCGUUGGAUUUGAGGAUGGGAGCGCCAUUAUUGCGUAUACCAAGAACUUCCUGAGGGGCAGCACUCCCGACUCGCAGGCUCUGAAGAUGGCCAUAGACCGAAGCGAAAUCAUCAUCAGAUCUGAGAGGGACGGCCGCCACUACCACUGCCUGCCCUGCCAACAGCACCUGAGGACGAAGAGCGCUCUGAAGAGUCAUCUCGAGUCGGAAGCUCACAAAAAGAGGGUUGGAUUGAAUAAAAUGGAAAAAGAUGGAAUCUCCAUUGAGAACGAUCCCACUCCGGAAGGCGAAAAUUUGGUGGAGGAGGCCUUCCAACACAACAUCCUCUUCGCCAAUGACGUAUGCUCAGAUGCCUCUCCCUACUGGUGUACUCUCUGCCUGAAGCCUCUGAAAGUGUAUGGCAAGUUGGCCAGUCAUCUCUCCAGUAUCAGACACAAGAAGAAGGUCGAAAUUUGUCGCUCGGUAUCGCAGACAGGGAAAGGAAGUCCAGAGAAACAAACUGGAUUCACAUACUACCACGACUCAUCUUCAAAAGGUCGUGUUUAUGUGUUUAACGUUUUAAAGGACAGACCAGGUGCAAGAGCUGAUUCAUUGAACAUCCAGAAAACAUUUGGAGGUCUUGGCUACGACGUCUUCCUCCACGAGGACUUCACGUAUGGGGAAAUGAUGCGGAACAUAAAGAAGAUUCAGGAAGACCAAACUUUGGCCAGUACUGGCGCUCUGAUAUUGUUUAUUCUGAGUCACGGCUCCGACAUGGACACUUUCAUAUCUGCUGACAGCACGGGAAUGAGUCUCAAUGCCAUUAAGCAGAAAUUCACCGCAAAAGGGUGCCCUUACCUCAGGUCGAAGCCCAAGAUCAUCUUUGCCAAUUUCUGUCGGGGAAAGGACAUAGAAGAGCACUGUCUCUAUGAGGAUCAGGUGCCCGCAGCCGAAGCUCUCGUCGACAUGAUCAUCGUCCACGCUUCAAAUGAGGGCAUGAUAGCUUUGCGAUCCAAGGACACUGGGACGGUGUUUGUGAAAAGUCUGUGCGAGGUGUUGAACGAACACGGCACGAGGCUGUUCAGGCACGUGUUCAUUGAUCUGAGUAAUAAAAUGAAGCAGAAGAGAGGGACGACUCCAGUGGCCAUUGAUCAUGUCUUUAAGGACUUCAAGUUUUAGAUGUUUUUCAUUGGUACGUGGAAAACUGCCUUAGCUUAGCCUUUCCAUGAGAGUGACUGCUCUGUAUCAUUGCUAAUUACUGUGUUCUGUCAAAAAUUGUUAGGUCACUAGGACGUAAAUCUUUCCUUUAACAUUAAUCCCUUGUGUCCCUCUUACCGUAGGGGUAUAGUGCCGUCAAUGCUAUUCAUGUGUUGCACUGUAGGCAUUAUUUCAGGUUCUUUGCAGCGUCCGUUCAGCCCCUAGCUCCUACCCCUUUCGUUCCUUUUUCUGUACCUAACUCUGUUCAUAUUGUUUUUCCUAAUUUUACUUUCCACCCUCCCCUAACAAUCAAUUCAGCAUUAUUAUUAGUGCAGAAUGGACCCCACAGGUCCCAGCGCUUGGCAUUUGGCCUAAGUCUCAUUCCAUUUCAUUCAACAAGAGAACUAUUCCCCACAACUGUAAUUCAAGCGGCGCACUUAAGACUAGUAACCAUCCUGGUUAAAAAUCAGUUUUGCCAACUCAUUCCAUUUCAGAAUCAGAGAAUAUGCCUUGCAAACCAUGUAGUAACCAUGAUUUAAAACCCUGAUUAUGAAUGUGAAUCAGGUUCUGAAACACGCAAGGGCCAUUCUAAUCCAACUUACAGGUCCAACUUUGCCUGCGAGAGAAAUGUUGUAGGCUUUCAGUUCUAGACCAGAAAGGUCCUCGUUGGACGAGUCGGUUACAUGCCCAACAACCGAUCUCAGGGUCUAGGAAUCAAAGGAAUUUAUUUCUGGUGAUAGAAAUUCAUUUCUCAACGAGGUUUGGAUCCCACAAUAAGCUGCAGGUCCCGUUGCUAGGUAACAAAUUGGUUCCUAGCCACGUAAAAAUAUUUAAACCUUCAGGCCAGCCCUAGGAGCGCUGUUCAUCAGCUCAGUGGUUUGGUUGAACUAAGAUAAACUUUUAACUCUAGAACAGAUGAGGGAAAAGAAGGAAGCCACUAGUGAGGUAGGUCCGAGGUGAUUGUGGAGUUGCAAGACAUAAAAAUGAACCUGACUGGUGAGUUACAAUAUACCAUUGAUAUCUAUUCAUAGAAUGUGUAUUUCAAACCUGACGACACACUGCCCAACAUUUGGCCCAACAUUCAGUUUCUCUUUAUGAAAACAUCGGAAGGAUGAUUGAACAAUUGGCCUCAUGUAGACUGCUCUAGAAGAUUGGUGUGUGUGUGUGUGUGGAAAAGAAAAAGUAAGAAAUGUGACAAAGAAACAAUUGAAUUUUCUAUACAGCGUGUAAUGCUAUAAGAGCUAUCGCCCGGUGAUGGCCUGUCCUAUAAUGUUGCCAGAAGCACAAUUAUGGCUAAAUUUAACCUUCAAUAAAAUAAAAACUAUUGGGGCUAGAGGGCUACAAUUUGGUAUAUUUGAUGAUUGGAGGGUGAAUGAUCAACAUACCAAUUGGCAGCCCUCUAGCCUCAGUAGUUUUUAUGACUUGAAGGCAGACAGGAAAAGUUCGGACGGACAGACAAAGCCAUCUCGGUGAUCUUUUUACAUAAAACUAAAACUGAAGACUGUGUAAGUACAAUAGACAUUAGAAGCUAAACUUGUAGAUAACAGAAGACAGGAAACAUGCAAGCAGCGACAGAAAACCAUAUCUUAAUCACUUUAGUAAUUUUUUUCUCCUCUGACAUAAUUAUAGAUAUGCCCUUGCAAAGGUCUACACAAGAUUCAUGAGCUUAGGAGCCCUUUGUAAAAUGUGAAAGCUCCUGUCAAAAUUUGUCUUUAUACAUACAUACAUACAUAUAUAUAUAUGUGUGUGCGUGCGUAUAUAUACAUUAUUAAGUGCCUGUUUCACAUUGUUUUGAUUAGUAAAU